UCUCGCUUCUUGGCAGCACAACUCGUCCCAAUGGGAAAGUUCACUUUUGCUCCAGAACGCUGCUUCUGCUGUGUGUUAAAUGCCACUGGAUAUCGUCACAGCCGAAGGACAUGUCAGAAAGUUCCUCAGGAGUGAACACAAGCAGUGACAGUCUCCCAAAAUCGCACACGUCUCACUGCUCCGAGCUCCGAGACACCCACACUCCUCUCUCGGUGGAACAGAGCCCAGACUCGGGCAUUGUUGCCACUCCACUGCCAUCUCACCGGUUUCGGUUCAUCUCGUGGCAUCGGCUGGAGGAGAGUGAUGUGCGCGGGGACCAGCUCGCCUGCCCCCGGGUCAGAGAGGCAGGGCCCACGGAGGAGGAGCUGUUUCUGAGAGGGGAGCAGAACGCGCUGCAGGCCGCCGAGGAGAGGCAGAGGAGCAGGAGGAGGAGGAGGAGGGAGGACGACGGACAGAAGUGGGAGGAGAGGCUGCAGGAGAACUGGGAGAACUGUGUGGAGCUGAACCUGUCCUACCAGGACUUGGGAGAUCCGUACCAGCUGGAGAACUUCACUCGGAUCCUGAGGCGGCUGAUCCGUGUUGAGAGGCUGCAGCUGGUGGACAACUCUCUCAGUGACCUGAGCUCUGUCCGUCUGCCAAGAUGCAAAUACCUGAAUUUGCACCGCAACCACUUGACGUCCAUCCGCCAGCUGCCAAAGAUGCCUCAGAUCCAGCACCUGUGCCUGUCGGAGAACGGCAUCGGGGCCCUGGGGGAGCUGGCCCUGCUGGGGGCCUCUCCGCUGCAGUCGCUGACGCUGCGCCGCAACCCCUGCCAGUUCCUGGAGGACUACCGGCCACGUGUUUUCUCCUGCUUGCCAAAACUCCGUGUUCUGGAUGGAAUCCCAAAGCUGCCAGAAGAUUCCGUGCCGUCUCCGAUGUCUGCAGCAUCGAGACUGUGCACCAUUUUGUGACACUCUAAGAUGUGAAUUCACUGUGAAAGGACAAAGACAAUGCUCCAUACCUAUUCAGGCAAAACCAAG
Sardina pilchardus (European sardine) is the source of this 1019-nucleotide messenger RNA. RefSeq lists its product as uncharacterized. The transcript is spliced from 7 exons. Bases 111 to 950 code for a protein of 279 amino acids. NCBI's taxonomy places the organism in Eukaryota, Metazoa, Chordata, Actinopteri, Clupeiformes, Clupeidae. Gene Ontology annotation, molecular function: protein binding. The record is from RefSeq and is a predicted model, not a curated record.